ACUGGAUUCUGACCUAAUUAGUGUUGAGAGUAUUAAUGGGCGAGUGAGUGGGUGUGCGAGCGCGUGGUGGGUGUGAUGUGUGUUGCACGGGGUGUUUGCAGGGCCCCUCACUCACCUGUCUCGUUAAGCACUGCCAGGUACGCCCUCUCAUGAAGGUAUUUCUCUCUCCAGACAUAAGAUAUAAUUCCUUCGUUUUCUGCUCCCCUCCUCACUCCACUUUCUGGAUAACUUAACUAUAGGGAUUAUUCACAAUAUAUUCGCAACCUCCUUCCCGGCCCUCUCUUUUCUCUUGGUUUUAUAAUUACGAAAGGAACUAAUUGCAUGUCUGAGGAAAGGUCAAAUGGUGAACUAUUAACAUCGGACGUAAUUUAUGUAGGGAUUUUGACCAAUCUAUUCGUCUAGUAAAUCAUUUGUUGUGUGUGUGAUCAAGACUACUUUGAGGUGAACAACCUCUCGCAGUUUUCCUAUUCCUCUUCGCCUCUUCUCCCUCUACCCACCACUUUUAUUGUCAUCAUUUUAUAUUUCGUAUCUCUUUCUUGCUGUCCAGAUGACAUUUGACUGACCUCCACAACGUAACACUUUCUCGUCUUUCUCGAGAGGCUAUCAGUGUCUUAUCAACAGCAGCCUUCACUUGUAUAGUCGUAAAAAGUCAGAACACGUGUUAGAGUUCACUAAUUUAUUUACAAUUUUCGUUCGACUCAGGUUUUCACAUAUUCCUAGAUCGUAUGUUUAGUCGAAGAGGUCGUUGCAAGUUUAUGCUGCUGUGGCCAACGUGUCCAUUCCCAGAACUGCAAGGGCAAAUCAAUGCAUGGCUUCCGCCGAGUGAGGGCCAUUUGCUGCCUGCUGCCGUGCCGCGUUACUGCUGCUUGUUGCCGCCCUCUGGACUGACGACCCGCCUUGUUGAAUUCCAACGUCAGUGGUGAUGAGUUGUUUUGUGACCACGCGUGUUGCCGUGUUAUAACAACCAGCUGAAUCAUUCAUGUGAGUUGUAAUUUCGAAAAAGAAAGAAAAAAAAAACUGAAGUGCAUCGGAGUAGAAGGUCGGGUGCGCCACGGUGAGCGGAAAGGGCGGUAGUAGAUUAUGAGACUUGUGACUGUGUUCAUUAUGCGAACAUGAUGGUGAUAUUGGCGAACGUUGUGUUACGCGACAGACAGAUGUCACGCCGUGAAACGUAGCGCGUGACUACAAGACGCCACCGUACUACGCCCACGCGGCCUCCGAUGGGCGGAAAUCAGGUGAAGGCCGCGACACGUUCCCCUCUGCUGCACGUGGAAUCUGUCACGCUUACCUCAGAAGAAAACCACGAGCGGCGAUUCCGGAAGAAGCUUCCCCGCCGGCUGGGCUCUAUGCUCCUGGCCGAUUGGGUGCGGCUGAAGAGAAGAGAACUCGAAGUUAUAACGAAGGGCAAGGUGGUUCUGGAUGAGGGUAGAGCCCCUCCAGAGAUAGUGCAAGAGCUGGAAAUGUACAUGAAGUCUGCUUCCAAGAAGAUACACAUUAAGUAUCACCCGAAGAUCGCACCCAAGCCAAAGAAUCGUUUCCGUCUCACGGGUCCCCGGCUCACCCAGACUGCAGCCCGGCGGAUACAGGACGCAUACAACAGGCGGGAAAAGGAACAGCAGCAGCAGCAGAAGCGGGAGAGACUAGCACAAAAACGAGAAAAGUCCCGGCUGAGUGUCAGGUCACAAGGGUGGACAGAGCAAGGCACCUCGAGAUCUUCCAAACGAACACGCACGGGGAGGCUGAGUCAAGAGGAGCAGAAACGAGCAUCUUCCUUGCCCCCCACCAGCACCCUCAGUCUGCAGUCCAUCACCACCGCAGAGUCUUCAGGCAUUGGGAUGUCCCGCGCCUCCUCCCUCACGUCAGUGGCCAGCAUAAGGCACAAAAAGACCUUCUUCUCGAGGCAGCGGGGACAGAGCUCCGACACUGACGACACCGGGGGACAGAACCUCCGGUUAGCGAAACAGCGAAGCGGCAGGAGGGCGUCCCCCCUGAUGGUGAAACACAACUCCCCGAGUGGCCACAAUCCAACACCAGAACGCGGGGCUGCAGCCAAACAGAGGUGGACAGUUGCUUUGCGACAGUCAUUCCAACAAGUUAUGCAGCAGAAAGAACGCAAGCAAACGGGCUCCACAAAAACCAGGCAAGCCAACAUGCAGCAGAAGACGACAAAGAGAAAGGAAAAUCUUGAGCCUCAAAGGAGUCACUCUGGAAACCUGGAUAUGAAGCAGGUGACAUCAGUCAAUCAUCAGGAGGUAGAGAGACACCAGGAAAAGCUCAAGAAGGAUGGAGAGGUGACGCUUCAGGUGCCAGAUACCAUGCAUCGAGCGUCUCCCUCAUCACUAGGAAGCGCAUCAUCAGAUAAAAAGGAACAAGGAUCCCAAACAAGGCUAUCCGGUCCUCCUAAACCCCGACGCCUGCUGCUCCUUCGGCCUGGAAAAAACAAAGUCAAGCAGGAGGAUCAACAGAAAUCUCCUGUUCAGCAAAAAGCUGGAUGCAGUGUUUUCCCAAACAAAAUCAAUCCCAAAGAAAAAUGGAAGCGUUUACUUCGAAUGAAUAAGAAAGAUACAGCAGACAAAGAACAUGAAGAGCAGAAAGGUUCCAUAACUUCGAAUAACUACCAGGUGAGGGGUCAGCGUCUUCAGUCCUCCCCAAAUGUCCGGCGUCGGGCAUCUGUAGACGUGAAUAUGCAACGAAGCAGUGGACAGCGACGCCACAGUCAACCCAUGACAGGCCUUGCCAGUGAGGCAGAGAACCCUGAAAGCAUUAGUCCUGCAGAUCCUCAACACUUCGCAGGAACUGAAAGAAUAAUCCGGGUGAGUCGCCAUCCUUCUCCAAACGAUGGUGGCGAGGUGAUCAUAGAGCAACAGAUGGUGCGCAGAGUUGUACCCCAGCAGUCCACCACCUAUGAAGGAGAGUACUGUCGAUCAGAUAAAAGAUACGAACUGACCGAAGAACAACAUAUUCAAAGUCAAGGAGAGAACACACUUGUAGUAAGUUCAUCUGAUGUUGGAUACAACGAACCGAUCAUGAGUCAUGGGGGCUCCAGGCGGUCUUCAGGCGAACGAAACAUGGAGUCUGACGGUAACCAAGGAAGAUUUUCAGAAUCUCAACUCCCAAGUGACGAUCAGUCAGCAGGUUUUUCUGGGCGAGGAGUAACCACACAAUCUAGCCGGACCGUUGAGGAAAUAAACUUCAACCCUGAGGAGCAAAUGGCAGUGCGUCCUUUGGGGAUGGUGGACCAAGGCCGUACUGUCGAAUCACAAGGCUCUAGGCGGCCAGGAAGUUUUGCAGGGCGUGGGCAAGACCUAAUCCACGACCGAGGAAGAAUGUCAGCGAUAUCGUUGGAUCACGGAAUUGUUCAGGCACCAUUAGAAGCUAGACUCAUUACGGAGCGUGGCAGCCCAGACAGGCUUCGGCAGCGGGAUUCCCUCAUAGAUUAUGGCCGUAAUGAGCACCCAGUUGAGAUCCUGCAUGGUGAAGCUCCCAUAAGAGCAACGGAAAGCAUCCAUCGUGGGAGCAUUGUUGAGCGUGUCGCCCGCGACUCCUCCACAGAAAGGAUGCACCAAAACGCACUUGUUGAGCGAGGUCGCCGUGAAUCCCUUGUAGAGUAUCCAAGAAUUGAGGGUUCAAUUGAUCGUGUGCGUCCUGAUGUGUUGGGGCGAGGUGCAGCACUUUCUGAACGAAAUGGUGACCGGAUACUGCCAAGGGUAACCCAAGACAGAGGAUACAUCCCAUCACGCAUUGAUCGUGGGUACUCCUAUGAACCUCAAGAUGAGAGGCGUGGCAGACAGUAUCAGGAGCGCAGGUACACUGUUGGUACAGUAGAGCCAAGUUAUCUUGCGGGAUUUACUGAAAGGCAAAUUAUUGGGAGGUUAUCAGAACCUGACAGCAGCAGAAUAUACUCAGGUCGGAUACCCUAUAGUAGAGCCUUAGAUUCAGAUCCUGUCAGGAGUAGAUCUAUUGACUAUGAGUUCUCGAAACCAUAUUCGGAGAGUGAUUAUCCAGGCAGAUUUGUAGAUCAUGAGCCUGCCAAAAUAUAUGCUGAACGGUUAGUGGCUGCAGGGAGGCUAAGGAACACGGAAGACUAUGACUUGAGGGAGCGAGGUGGACGCUAUAGAGACGCGGUCAUCACCCAGCAUUCCGUUGCCUCUGCUCCACUAGUUGACCACAGGUCUUUAUGACGGUUAGUUCACAAGUGGCACUCCGGCUAUGGCAGAUAUGUGGUCCUCUUUAGCAGCAGGUGACGGGGUGCCGAGGACGCGGCUAAACCUGCUGAGAAUAGCAAAGACCAAGAGAUAACACCACUUUCCGUGUGACUUGUCUUGGAUCUGCUGUGAAUUGCCGCGUUCUUGUCUCGUACUACGAAGAAUUGACUUGAAGAUCAACGUCGUUCCUUGAAACGGGAUAAUAGUGUUGUUAGGCUGGCUUUACUGAAAAAAGCUCCAAGCAGUAGCAACUUAAGCAGAGAAUGAUGUAAUUGGCCCAGGCUCCUCAUUGUUAUAUAAAAGUCUUAUUUAUAUAUCAAAUGAAAUAUGAAGGGGUCCUCAUCCCACCAGUGCACAGUUCGCCAUUGCCUCUCGGGAACCCAGGAAUAAACUUUGCGACCAGCUAAGGGUGCUGUAAUGAUCAUAUGUACAGAUUAAAAUUACAAUGUUUAUAGUUCACUUUUGAAGUUUUUGUAAAUCGUUUAUUUAUUUUUCGACUUAGUGAGACUGUAUAUUCUAAUGCAGAAGAAAAAUGUAUAUUCUAAUGUGAAAGAAAUAUGUAUAUUCUAAUAUAGAGGAAAAUGAAGCUGUGAAUAGGUCACCUGUACAAUGCCGCCUCUGAACCGUGAGGGGACUGAUUUGUACAAAGGACCCGUCGCACCCCACUUUGAGACAGCUAUCUUUGCCAUCCUCUUGCAAGCACGCCACUCAAUUCAGUGCACCGAACAUUUUAUGCAUUAUGACCUAGAUUCAUUAUUUUGUUUGUAUGUUCUACGUGUUUUUGCCGUCAUUUGAUCAGCCCUAGAAAGCCGAAUCUUGAUGUGUUGUGCCGAAAUUAGGAUGUAAAUAUCGAAUAAAAUUCCUUAUUGUCUGCCUACGCAGCCACAACAAGGCUCA
Messenger RNA from Portunus trituberculatus (swimming crab), 5102 nucleotides. RefSeq lists its product as uncharacterized. The transcript is spliced from 3 exons. The record is from RefSeq and is a predicted model, not a curated record. The coding region runs from base 1221 to 4181 and encodes 986 amino acids. Lineage: Eukaryota; Metazoa; Arthropoda; Malacostraca; Decapoda; Portunidae.